Messenger RNA from Lactuca virosa, 432 nucleotides. Lineage: Eukaryota; Viridiplantae; Streptophyta; Magnoliopsida; Asterales; Asteraceae. The record is from the annotation of a GenBank genome assembly.
AUGUGUGUGUGUUCUCGGGUGGUUCUUUGCGUCUUUCCGAACCAGCGGGCAACAAUGGUUGUUAUGUAUGAUUUCCGACGAAUUUUACCAAGCUCUAGUGACGGGAUUGACGAAGAAGAUUCAAUCAUCUCCGGUGAUGUAUUCAGCCAACGCAUGUCGACUUUUUGGGAGUCUACCUUGAACCUACAAGGAAAUAGGUUUGAAAUAAUAGUGUUAUGGAGAUAUGGUCAGUUAGACCUCACUGAUUGUAAGAUGAUGAUGCUGGUUGUUGAGCUGUUUUCGACAAGGGACUCAGGUAUGCUGGAGUUGGAAGCUUCGCCGGAGGUGGUGAUGCUGUCAGAAUGGAAGUUUGAAGUCGACAUAAGGGUGAAUGUGGUUGGAGGCGCUGGAGGACUAAUUAGUAUUUGGACCUGGAGAUUUGGGUUACAAUAA